AGGAGAUCUGCAUUUUGAAGGAGAGAACUUUUAAACAUUAGGAAGUGAAGAUGAGUAGAGUAGACCCUUCUCAGCUCACUCAGUGUUUACACACACAACACACACUACUACUACUUACUGCUGCUUCCCAACGUCUCUCUCUGAUCAUUUACUCUCUUUCUACAACAAACUUUUGAUAUAAAAAGGAUAAGGUAGAAAAAGCCAUUAAAGCUGCCAUUUCUUAGCUUAAAAUAAUGUCCUCAGCACAAGAAGUAGAAGCUGCAGCAGCAUUCCCUACUUGCUCAUACUUUACAUAAUAAUUCAGUCAGUCACAUAAACACACACACACACACCCUGCGUGUUUGUAUUAGAAAAAUGUCAUUACUUUGAAGAUCCUCAGGCCUAGGGGUAUUCUUUUUUUGGUAAAGCAAUCCCAGAAUUCAUGUGCUUUUUCCUAACAGAAUUCUUUAUUCACACCUACAGAUCUUUUACGUUAGAACUUGCUUUUUCUCGCUUGUAUCUAUAUAUUAGUGUAUAUUAGUCUUUCUUCCUACACAGGGCAGCCCUUAAAGUUGGCAUCUUUUCUGAAAAGGGCUGUUUCUUGAUGAGUUUUUCUGAGAUGGGAUUGAGGUGGAAUUACGCCGUGGCAGUGGUGGUGGUGGGUUUGGCGUUUGGAGGUGGUUAUGGCUUCCCGGAGAAGGAUCUGGUGGUGAGAUUGCCUGGUCAACCGGUGGUAAAGUUUAGGCAGUUUGCAGGGUAUGUGGAUGUGGAUGUGAAGAACGGAAGGAGUUUGUUUUACUACUUUGUGGAGGCUGUGGAAGACCCUGAUCACAAGCCUCUCACUUUAUGGCUUAAUGGAGGCCCAGGUUGCUCAUCAAUUGGAGGAGGUGCAUUCACCGAAUUAGGUCCUUUCUUUCCCAAAGGUGACGGGCGAGGCCUCCGAAUAAAUUCAAAAUCUUGGAAUAAAGCAUCAAAUCUUCUGUUUGUUGAAUCCCCAUCUGGUGUAGGAUGGUCCUAUUCAAACACAAGCUCAGACUACACCUGUGGCGAUGCAUCCACAGCAAUCGAUAUGCAUAUAUUCAUGAUGGAAUGGUACAAGAAAUUUCCAACUUUCAGAACCAGAGACCUGUUCCUGACUGGAGAAAGUUAUGCAGGGCACUACAUUCCACAGUUAGCUGUUGCUCUUUUGGACCACAAUGAACAUUCUACAGAUCUCAAGUUCAAGAUUAAAGGAGUUGCAAUCGGCAACCCACUUCUGAGACUUGACCGUGAUGUCCCAGCAACAUACGAGUUCUUCUGGUCGCAUGGGAUGAUCUCUGAUGAAAAUUUUCUUGCCAUUAUGAACGAUUGUGAUUUUGAUGAUUAUGCAUUUGCUAGUCCACACAAUGUGUCUCAAUCCUGUAACGAUGCCAUAUCUCAGGCAAAUGAGAUCGUUGGUGAUUACAUAAACAACUAUGAUGUGAUUCUUGAUGUAUGCUAUCCAUCAAUAGUCGAGCAAGAGCUGCGACUCAGAAAGAUGGCUACGAAGAUCAGCGUUGGCAUAGAUGUGUGCAUGAGCUAUGAGAGGCGGUUUUACUUCAACCUUCCUGAGGUUCAGAAGGCUCUCCAUGCAAAUAGGACAAAUCUACCAUAUCGCUGGACUAUGUGCAGCAGUGUCCUAAAUUAUAGUGAGACAGAUGGAAACAUCGACAUGCUUCCAUUGCUCAAAAGAAUUGUCCAAAAUCACAUUCCAGUUUGGAUUUUCAGUGGGGAUCAAGAUUCAGUUGUACCAUUACUUGGUUCCCGGACACUUGUACGGGAACUAGCCCACGAUCUGAACUUCAAGAUUACAGUCCCAUAUGGAGCUUGGUUCCAUAAAGGACAGGUGGGAGGUUGGGCAACUGAGUAUGGGAACUUGUUAACUUUUGCAACGGUUAGAGGUGCUGCUCAUAUGGUACCCUAUGCACAGCCGUCAAGGGCUCUGCAUUUGUUCAGUUCAUUUGUACGUGGCCGGAGAUUGCCAAACACAACUCAUCCUCCCAUUUAUGACUGAUCACCCAAACUCAGAGACCUUUUCAUGUCUGCUCUCAACUGAUUCAUAGUUUCUCGAACUUAAGUCAGCCGAAGGCAACACAUUUUCUGUUUCUUUAGCUGUAAUCACAUUUAAACAAGCAUUAUAUUGAUCGUGGAUUCGACUUACAAAUGCAUGUUUCAAUUGACAGAACAUUCUAUGUAAUGUCUUCGUUCAGGAGCAAACUGUUGGACUGAUAACCUACUCAGUGACAUGAAUGCAGGAGCAAGAACACAUAAAAAGUUUUACCUAGAAA
Sesamum indicum (sesame) is the source of this 2285-nucleotide messenger RNA. Its product is annotated as serine carboxypeptidase-like 42. Lineage: Eukaryota; Viridiplantae; Streptophyta; Magnoliopsida; Lamiales; Pedaliaceae. The record is from RefSeq and is a predicted model, not a curated record. Gene Ontology annotation, biological process: proteolysis. Gene Ontology annotation, molecular function: serine-type carboxypeptidase activity.